Molecule: messenger RNA, 1197 nt
Organism: Daucus carota subsp. sativus
Lineage: Eukaryota; Viridiplantae; Streptophyta; Magnoliopsida; Apiales; Apiaceae
Product: NAC domain-containing protein JA2-like
Exons: 1
Coding region: 1-1197 (398 amino acids)
Biological process (GO): regulation of DNA-templated transcription
Molecular function (GO): DNA binding
Source: RefSeq, a predicted model, not a curated record
AUGGACAGAGAAGGCUGCCAGUGCGAAUGUUUGAAGAUCCCGGGGGUUUGCUUCGACCCCUCCGAUGAAGAACUUGUUACGUACUACCUGACAGAAAAGAUCGAGGGAAGGCCACUCCAGUGCAAUCAUCUAAUGACAGAGUUGCAGAUUUACGACGAUGAUCUGAUGCCGUGGGAGGUUCUCAAAGAUGAUAAUCCUUACUGGAUGACAUCUUCUUCUGAUUCGUUGAACAAAACUAAGAAGACUAUCUAUGUGUUUACGGAGUUGAGAAAGAAGAAGAGCCGUGUGAUAAGGAGAAGUGGCCGCGGUUCAUGGACGGGUCAGAAUAAUCCUGUCGUGAAGGACAAGGCAGGUAAGAAGAUCGGAUACAAUAAACUCUUAACGUUUUAUGAAGAUAGUGAUGACAAGAAGGGCAAGAAGGGGAAGAAGAAGAUUAAUAAUGAUAGCGAUCAUGGUCACUGGAUCAUGCACGAGUAUUCGCUUUUUGGAAACGACAAGUUUGUACUGUGUAAGAUUGUCAAGGAAGUCAGGAUCGGUGCAAAAGCUUUGGUACCGGAUAUGAUUUGUGGAAAGAAUGGACAGACGGCUGGAGCAUGCACGGGUUCGGAUGGGGCAGCUAAUGACUCUUGUGGUGGGGUUUAUGAAAUUCAGGAUUUCAUGACAGCAGACGGUCCUCGUGUUGAAGCAGUAAAGGCUAACAAUAAAGCAGAUGAUGAUGACAUGGAAGGCAACAAAGAAAAUCUAGAUGACUUGUGGAAUUUGCAACUAGAUCAUGAUGUUUCACCAACAGACACAGCUUGGGUAGAUGAUUUGUUUGAGUUAUGGCCGGUUGAAGAUCAAGGCCAAGAGCACGAGGUAGCGAAUAUGAUUUGUGGAAAGAAUGGACAGACAGAUGGAGCAUGCACGGGUUCGGAUGGGGUAGAUAAUGACUCUUCUAGUGGUGUUCAUGAAAUUCAGGACUUCAUAACAGCAGACGCUCCUUGUAUUGAAGCGGUAAAGGCUAACAAUAAAGCAGAUGAUAACAUAGAAGGCAACCAACAAAUUCUAGAUGACUUCUGGAAUUUGGGACUAGAUCUUGAUGUUUCAGCAACAGACAGAGCUUGGGAAGGGUUAGAUGAUUUGAUUUUGGACUUUUCUUCUCCAGAUUUGUCCGACUUAUGGCCGGUUGAAGAAAGCCAAGGGCAGGCUGGUCCCUAG